Molecule: messenger RNA, 1008 nt
Organism: Limanda limanda (common dab)
Lineage: Eukaryota; Metazoa; Chordata; Actinopteri; Pleuronectiformes; Pleuronectidae
Product: G-protein coupled receptor 6
Exons: 1
Coding region: 1-1008 (335 amino acids)
Biological process (GO): G protein-coupled receptor signaling pathway
Cellular component (GO): membrane
Molecular function (GO): sphingosine-1-phosphate receptor activity
Source: RefSeq, a predicted model, not a curated record
AUGAACGAGUCGCUGGUGGUGAACGACUCCUCUGCGUCUCCGGGGGCCGGGGAAUCUCUCUCCUGGAUGGAGGCUGACUCUCCAGAGCACAACGGCAGCCUGGAGUUCUCCACCGCCCCUUUUGAUUUCCCCAUCAACCCAUGGGACAUCAUGCUCUGCUUGUCAGGCACCGUCAUCGCCUGCGAGAACGCCAUAGUUGUGGCCAUCAUCUUCUACACGCCGACGUUAAGGACUCCCAUGUUUGUUCUUAUCGGGAGCCUUGCCACAGCAGACCUCCUGGCUGGCAUGGGAUUAAUCCUGAACUUUGUGUUUCAGUACGUGAUCUCCUCUGAGACUAUCAGCCUUAUCACUGUAGGCUUCCUGGUGGCCUCCUUCACGGCCUCCAUCAGCAGCCUAUUGGCCAUAACAGUGGACCGUUACUUCUCCCUCUACAACGCCCUGACGUACUUCUCAGAAAAGACGUUACAGUACGUGCACCUGAUGCUAAUGGGGACCUGGGGGGUGUCCCUGCUCCUGGGCUUGCUGCCGGUGCUCGGCUGGAACUGCCUGGACGAGCCGGACUCCUGCAGCAUCGUCCGCCCUCUGACCCGGAGCAACCUCACCCUCCUGGCCACUUCCUUUUUCGUAAUCUUCGUGCUCAUGCUCACGCUCUACUUCAAGAUCUGCAAGAUCGUGUGUCACCACGCCCACCAGAUCGCCCUCCAGCAGCACUUCUUCGCCACGUCCCAUUAUGUCGCCACUAAGAAGGGCGUCUCCACUCUAGCUAUCAUCCUGGGGACUUUUGGCGCCAGCUGGCUUCCCUUCGCCAUCUACUGCCUGGUGGGCGAGAAGGAGUAUCCGUCAGUGUACACCUAUGCUACACUGCUGCCGGCCACCUACAACUCCAUGAUCAACCCCAUCAUUUAUGCCUACAGAAACGCAGAGAUCCAGCGCUCCAUCUAUAUGCUUCUCUGUGGCUGCUUUCAGGCCAAAGGAGCCUACCGCUCCAGGUCGCCUAGUGAGGUCUGA